This is a messenger RNA of Caenorhabditis briggsae, 399 nucleotides long. The record is from RefSeq and is a predicted model, not a curated record. Lineage: Eukaryota; Metazoa; Nematoda; Chromadorea; Rhabditida; Rhabditidae. Bases 1 to 399 code for a protein of 132 amino acids. The transcript is spliced from 2 exons.
AUGGAUUUGUUGAAUGUUAUAGUGGACAUAGGCCCUAUGACACUUUUCAAUAUAAGCCUAACCCGUAUCGUUCCGAUAAUAUCGUUGGCAUCAGUUUCAGAGCGUAUUCGAGUCCCAAUAAUUAUCGCAAAGGAGGUGGUGGUGGAAGAGAUCGAGGCAGAAACGAUUCGAGUCAUCGGAAGAAGAGCAAAGAGCGAAAACGCCGUGAUAAAAGGAGCCGUAGUCGGAGCCGUCAUCGUUCACCAAAACGAGGUGGCUCUUCGAAGAAGAGGAGUAAGAGGAAUUCAUCCGGAUCUUCUUCUUCAGAUUUCUAGCAAUUCAAUCUUGAUGUGUCUGACUCUUCUCGCGAUUUCGUAUUAUUAUGAUAUUUCUUCGUUGUUCCCGGAACAGUCGCAUUAA